Centropristis striata (black sea bass) is the source of this 5718-nucleotide messenger RNA. RefSeq names its product ankyrin repeat and EF-hand domain containing 1a (gene ankef1a). NCBI's taxonomy places the organism in Eukaryota, Metazoa, Chordata, Actinopteri, Perciformes, Serranidae. The transcript has 11 exons. The record is from RefSeq and is a predicted model, not a curated record. Bases 1082 to 3418 code for a protein of 778 amino acids. Gene Ontology annotation, molecular function: calcium ion binding; protein binding.
UUUUUAUUUCUGGCUCCUGCUUAAACUUUUCACAUCUCCUUCUCUAGAAAGUUAAUUUUAGCUGAACACUUCAAUGACAUAGUUGUAGCUCAAUUUCUUUUUCUGCACUGCAGUGACACCUUGUGUCCGUUAUCAUUACCAUCACAGCUGUGAUGAUGCUGCUAAAGAACUUCAAGACUUUUAAGAUGUCCUUUUAAGGAAGUAGUAUCACUUGUCUUCCAGUCUUUGUGCAUUCAUUACUUAUCAAUGGGAAGUACAGGUCUCUUUAUAAACCUCUCUCGGCUGAAUAGCUGUCAUUCCUCUGUGACUCACACAAACAAAGUCAUCCCCAAGACAAUGUAAAUUGAUCUAUGCACUGGCGGUCGAGGGCAAAGAACAGGUAAUUCUACCUAGGCUACUCAAGGACGUAAGGAUGCAUAAUCAGUGGGGAUAGAUAGAUGGGGUAGAUGUACAUAGUGUCUAUGCUGGUAGUUCUGUAAGGGAUUGGAUGAUAAAAGAAAAGUGGGACUAUUCUGACACAUGUUGCUGAAAUGUGACGUUUAAGGAACAAAGUCUGGCUCGUCCAUUGUGUAAGGUAAAAUCAGUUGACUAGUUUUAAGUGUAUUUUCUUGUUUACUUAUUUGGCUAGUGAAAAAAAGGAUAUAUAUUUUUUUUUUUAUCAGGAUAAGAUUAAAAGUAACAUAAGGAGAGUUACAGAUUAAUUGGCCUGCCUGGUUAUUGCAGGUUAUUUUUCUAUAGCAGAUAGAAGACACGUGCUUCACAUUUAUCCUUACUACAGUCGUGUUUUCAGUCAAAAACACCGUAUUACCGAGCUCACCACCAGUACUUGAAUGCAGCAUCAGACACCACCAAAACACAAAUGUCCUACCGGGAUUUCCACGUUCGUCGUUGCCAUGGAGCUGAGUUUGUUUCUUUUCCCGGCUUACACAAAGUGAAAGGUUGAGCUUUAGAUACAAAAAAAGGACUUUGAAUAGAAACUCGACAUUAAUGCGACUGUCUUCGCUGUCCAGACGUGCUGGGCAUGUGAACAACAAAGUGCAAGGACUUUUAAAGUUUUCCAGCAAGCCCGCCUGACCCCAUAAUGUGUAGCAGAGUAGCAGAGGGUCGCCUGCAGGUCCUUCAGGUUUACCGCCUGCUGCAGUAUGUCCAUGAACAGGAUAAGGUGCAUAUAGAGAAGAUGAUGAACCUUGGGACAGAAAACCUCAUCAAUCUCACUGAGCCAAAAGACGGUGUAGGAGUGCUCCACGUGGCAGUUUCAGCCAACAAUCAGGACAUUGUCAGCUUCCUUCUCUCCCAAGGAGCACACCCCGACAUCCAGGACAAAAAGGGCCGCACCCCAGUCAUGUUAGCUGCUGAGCUGGGCAAUGAUGGCAUAGUGACACUGCUGACACAGAGCAAUGCUGAUCUAAGGCUCCAAGACACUGAAGGCAAAGGUGUGCUAUUUUACUCUAUGUACCCCACCAAGCGCCACAUCCGCUGCCUGCAGCUGGCUCUGAAGUGUCAGGCGGACGUCAACAACGUGUCAUCGCAGGGGGCUCAUGUGUUCCAGUUGAUGUGUGAAAAAGCCUUGGAGUGCACCACAAUGUGUCUCAUCAUGCUGGAUGGAGGGGCAGACCCCAAUGCAACAAAUCAGCAAACCGGCAUCACAGCGUUGAUGGAGGCAGCCAGGGCGGGCUCCCUGCCACUCGUUAGAGCCAUUCUCAGGAAAGGGGGAAACCCAAAUGCCCUGGAUCGUAAACGCUUCACAGCAGCACAUUAUGCUGCCAUGGGGGGCUUUUUUGAGUUGAUUCAGGUGCUCUCUGCAUACUCAGCAGACAUGGGGGUGAUUAACCUGGAGGAGUGCACAGCUUUACACUACGCAGCUGCCACGGGCAAUGCCAACUGCUGCAAGUUCCUGGCACAGAGAGGUUGUAACCCCAAACUAAAGAACCAGGAAGGUUUGCUGCCACGUCAGAUUGCCAAAGACGCCGGUCAUAAGGCAGCAGCCAAGGAGCUGAGGAAAGCAGAGCGGAAACAGGGAAAAGGCAACAAAUCCAGUGGCAUCAGCCUCAUGUCAGAUCUUUGGAGCUUGACUCUCCACGACUGGUCUAAUGAGUACGAGAUGGAAUUACGGCAAGCCUUUGGGAAUUCAGAUACAGUUACCACUGAGAUGUUUACUUCAGUGAUAGAAGAACUAAAAGCCCCGGUUGAACUGGACCAGCUUCAAACAAUCAUCUCAGCCCAUGAUAAGGGAAGAGAGGGGUGCAUCAACAUUAAUGAUUUCAUCAAAGGUGUCAAAUACAUCAAGAAACCAUUCGUCCUUUCUUCUUAUAUGCCUAAAAAGAAAAAGGGAGAAAAGGGAGGAAAAGGAGGAAAGAAGAAGAAGGGUAAAUUUGUCCUCCCAUUCCCCAUUUGCACUGUCCCACCAGAGCUUAUGCCCCAGCGACCAGACGGAGGCCCCCUCUUCAUGAUUGAGAAAUACAACAACUGCUCAGACAUCCUCCGCUUCGACCCCGAUCACCCACCAGAACAUCCCAUAAUGAAUGACUCAGCGUGGUACAUAGAAAAACCAGAGAAGGUCUAUGUCAAUAUCAACUACUGUGUGAGAAGUGGAGACCUGGAGUCUCUGGACCUGGCUUUCAGUCAGGGGGUCCCUGUGGAUGUUCAUGACCAGUUUUACCAGACCCCACUGAUGGAGGCCUGCUCAAGUGGCAACUACGAGGUGGCUCAGUAUCUCCUCAGUCGGGGGGCCGAUGUGAAUGUGUGUGGCCAGUUCUUAUGGACAGCCCUUCACCACGCAGCCUUCGCCGGCCAAUUAGAAAUUAUUGAACUUCUGGUGGAGGCCGGGGCCACCAUAGAUGCCCCGGCCCUCAAUGGAGGCACGCCCCUCAUGAGGGCCAUUGAGAGCUCUCGACCUUCCUGUGUGGACUUCCUCAUCAAGGCGGGUGCUAGUGUCAAUGCAGAGACCAAGAAAGGAGAAAACUGCCUCGACAUCGCCAGAGCUUUUGCAGACUCCAGGACCAUUGACUUGGUCAAAGACAAAAUGGAUUCUCUGCCUAAAACAAAGGAGACAGGGAAGGGGAAGGGAAAGGGCAAUGUUCAAAAGCCUAAACCUGCAAAAGCAAAGAGCGUUGCUGCAGAAAGUGCAGUGCAUGCAGAGACAUCGACUGCAACAGCAGGGAAGUCUUCUCCUCCGAAGGAUUCAAAGAGCGUCAUCCUGCAAAACACCAGGAUCACCACAGGGAAAGCCAACACUGUGGAUGUCUCAUUUGUGCCAAAAAUGGUCUGGGGGAAACCGCCCACCACCAGCCAGCUGAUGUCAAAGAUAGAGAGACGGAAGGAGCUCUUAUCCCUCGAGGUGGACUUUGAUGACUUCAUGAUGCCUUUCAGCCAGAACAUCCAGAGGAGAACCAUAGAAGUGGCCAAAUCCACAGACUAGAUUGAAUGGAGUUUAGGCAGCAAGAAACACAGUCUUAAACUCAAACAGGCUGACCACCUUUGGAUUAAUUACUAUUUACAUUACAGCUGCUUUAAUCAACAUAGGUAGACAUCAUGUUACUCAACCUCUCAGUUUUAUGCCUCUGUGUCAGGUUGUCUGUAUGUCACAUUCUCAUGAACAUGACUUGUCGAGAACACUUGAAGGGAUUUUCUUCAAAUUUGGCACAAACAUCCAACUGGAUUUAAGGGUGAAUUGAUAAGAUACCUCAAGGAUUAUGACACAAUUUUACAAAUGUCUUCAUAAUAUCAUGCAAAAACACUUAACUCAGGAACAGAAGGGGAGACAUUUGGUCAGAUAGUGAAGUGGUGUCCACCUUGAAACUGUGACCCUGUUUCCAUUUAACAGUAACAUGUGGUCUGAGUGAUCCGAACACAAGUGGACAGCUCCAAAUACAGAUGAAAACACUGUCAGGACAUAUUUAGAAUGCAUUGAGAUCGGAUGUUAAAAACCACAUUCGGGGGAGGUUCAGGCCACAUGUGUUCACAUUCAGAUAGUAGUGAGAAUGGGUAUGUGACUCUUGUCCACAUUAGGGGACCGCCCACUCAACUGUCGUCCAACUCGGCUGGACAUUUCCAAAAGCCCAAAGAAAAAAAUUACGAGUGUUCUAACAUCUUCGGUGAUGUGGUUUGCCUGGAUCACGCCAAAGAAUGUAUUGUUUUGAUUUUGUCUUCUGGCACUGCUGCUACUUCUUCUUUUAUUUCCAGCCGACGAGGCACGGGAGGGGCAGCUGCUGCCACCCACCGGUUAAAAACAGCAACACACUUGGUGUUUGGCAAAUGGAAAUGAUGUACGCGUUAAUUUACAUACAGAGCGGGGAAGUGGAAUUGGUUCAGUGGUCACUGAAGACGCAUGUGGAGACGCAUGCCAGGGAGAACACACAGACUGAGAGCUGUCCACUUGUGUUUGGAUCACUCAGACCACAUGUUACUGUUAAAUGGAAACAGGGUCCGUGUGUGAAGGAUCCAUGUUAUAGAAUUUGUAGCUUUUUUGCAGCAACAUCCAUAUUUAAAGCAUUGUCUACUUUCAUCCCUCUGUGUGAGUCUGGACAGACAUGGAUAAUGAUGGACGGGGGCGUACAACUGCAAGGUUUCAUUUAGUAUCAGAACAAUGUCAAUACAUAAUCAAAAACACAGUACAUUAAUUAUUUAAUUAUGCUAACUUACCAUAGGUAGAAUCUACUGUUAAUAAUAACUUUGUCUUAUGAUAAAGUAAUGCAACUACUAAAAAAAUAAAGUUUUUUUUAGUUACAUCCAUAAUGUCAUGAAAUUGUCAAACAAAACAAAAAUCUAACAUACAAUAACUUGUCAAUACCUAUUUAUAUACAGUCUAUGGUCAAUACACUCAAAAAUGUGCGAAUAUAAAUAUUUUUUACAUGAAUACAGAAUCGGUGGCUACUGUACUUACUCUGCUUUGUUCAAACUGUGAGCCAUUUUCUUUUUCCAUGCACUGAAAGUUAAGGGAUAGUUGACAGUUUUUUAAGUCUAUCUUAAGACAGUGAUCUAUCCACAUGAACAUUGAAACAGGUUUUUAAUAUCGAAAUGUAUUUUUGCACAGAGCAAGACUGACGAGACUGUAGAUUGUGUCCCCCAUCACUAGCACAUUGAAGAGAUCUUUCAGUGGUCAAGAUAUAUAUAGGAUCUAUAUAGGUCAAGUCUAUAUAGGAUCCUGAACAUUGUUUGAAAAUAAAAAAAAUGAAUGACCCAGUAGGACCACUGAAGUAAGACAUUAAUGACAUUACACUUGCUGAGCGUAACUUAGUCAAAUGAUCCAAGCAGCGAAUAGGCCCAGUUAGAUGGAUAUGGUAAUAAGUAUCCAGAGGAGAACAGUCUUAGUGCUACAGGCUGUGAAUUAAUUAUAACUGGGAGCAGAGCACAGUGGCAAAGCUCUACUGUACUGUAAGUACAUACUGCAGUUUGGAAGUUGGUUAAAAUCCUCCCCUGACUCUGCAGUGGCAAGAGCUGCAGUGAGAGACAUGUAGGAGUUACUGAGGAGAGACUGGUGGCUCAUAUAAUGAGUACUUGCUCUUUGUUUGCAUUCUUUCUUUCUUUCUUACUUAUUUAUAGUGUGUUGUGAGACACAGAGAUGUACUGCAGUCACACAAAGGCACCACAUUUACUCAGAUAAUCAGAUUAUGAACUCUUGCAGCUAUAAUAUAACUCGGCUUAGUUUUCACUUUGCCUCUCUAAUGCUGUUGAAUUUGAUUUCACUACUACAAAACAUCAAGCUGCUGGCAGAAAACA